AGGAAGAGAAGCUUCUUCAAACCUGAAUCCAGAAACAUGGACGCGUGUCUGAGAAGACUCAAACAAGAAAUGCUGUCAAUGAGAGAAGCUGGAGAUGGCCUCCACGCUCAGAUGAACUCAAUGAUGGGAGCUCUCCAGGAACUCAAGCUCCUUCAGGUUCAGACAGCUCUCGAAAGCCUCGACAUAUCAGGACGGCCCAUAAAUCGGGGAAUCCCGCAGUCUGCUUCAGUCGCUCGCAUGAACUCGUCAGCUUCAGCAGCUUCAGUUUCCACACAACGACGCAAGUUCUGCAUUACACAAACUGCCCCAGAGGAGUCCAGACCGAGCUCAAUGCAGAGUUCAAGGUUGUCCAUCGAGAGCAGAAACUCUUUGAGCAGAGAUGAUUGUACUUCAUCCCAAAACAUGAGCAGCCUAGGAACCUUAUCAUCGUCAACAUCCAGUUUAGAGAGCGAGAGUGAAAGAAGUGAAAGAAGCACAAGAGCUGAGAAUGAGCUUGAGUCAAAACCCAAGAGGUGGUCGGGAUACAACGCACCUCAGGUAGACUUCUAUGGACCAAUGGUGGGAAACCCUCCACCUGAACCACAACUUCAUUCACAGGCUCCUCCUUGUGCUCAGGUGGUGGACCUGCCUGGGAUCCUGUACAGCCUCUCCAGAGAGGGCCCUUCCUUGGACAGUGACUACUCUCAGGAGAGCGCGGACGAUGCCAGCGACUGGACGUCUUCCCUCAUGAGCCGCAGCCGCAACCGUCAGCCUUUGGUGCUGGGGGAUAAUGUGUUCGCAGACCUUGUAGGCAAUUGGCUAGACCUGCCUGAGGUGGAGCGAGAGGAAGGAGAAGAAAGGGAAAGGAGGAUGAGGAGAGAGGAGAGAAUAGUGGAAGGUGGGGUGGACAGACCGGACACACCAGCGCACCCACUGCGCCUCAGCCGCUCGCAGGAGAUCUGCAGGAAGUUCUCGCUCACCACAAACAUCUUCAAGAAGUUUCUGCGCAGCGUCCGACCCGACAGGGACAAGCUUCUCAAGGAGAGGCCUGGUUGGAUGGCCCCUGAGCUGCCGGAAGGCGAUCUCUUUAAAAGACCCAAGAAAGCAGCACCCAAGAGCUCAAAAGGCAGUUUUUACCUGCCUUUCUGGGCGAACGGACAGCACGGAAAAGGCAGGCCAUGUCUGCAUCUAGCUGAGGCAGACAGGGGACAACACCACCACCAUCAUCAGCCCUGCCCCCAGUUCCACCAGAUCCACCAGCAACCAUUUACAGGACUUUAUUUAGACAGGAGGCAACCAGAGACGGGCCUGGAGAAAAUGCGGCCCUUGUUUGACCACAACACAGCUGUGUGGGUUUAACAGCGUUGCCAGACUGUGUAACAAAUGAUGUGGUCUGUGUUGGCUGGGAUGGAAAGGAAUGAAUGAAUGAAUGAAUGCAUGAAUGAAUGAGAAGUACAAAGUUAAAAAAAAUGAUAAACAUCACAGCUGCAACACUUUUCUCCUGUAUCUAAGAUUAUCAGGGCUACAUUUUGUAUGACAAUCUGACAACUUAACCUGUUUUCUUUAAGUGUAUGAGGGUAUGCUGCAGCAUGCUGGAGAUUUUUUGCAUUCACCUUCAAGUUUUUUAUCACUCAGAUGCAUUUACACAUGUGCACGCAUGAUCGGAUCGCCUGGUUGUCUUAAAAGAUGGUACUUCAAAACAAACACGGUUAUCAGAAUGUCACCAUAAAUGCAAAACUGUAUUUAAAAACACCAACAGACUACAGAACAUGACACUUGUCGCACUCCUUUUCAUCUAGGAAUAGCAACACCAAGUGUUAAACUGAACAGCUAUGUUUUAUUCAAGCGAGGCAACAAACAGCUGUUACCGGACACACUGCCACAAAACAGUAAUCUCAUUUUUUGUUUACUCAUCUCAUCCACUUUGCU
Molecule: messenger RNA, 1908 nt
Organism: Nematolebias whitei (Rio pearlfish)
Lineage: Eukaryota; Metazoa; Chordata; Actinopteri; Cyprinodontiformes; Rivulidae
Gene: inka2
Product: inka box actin regulator 2
Exons: 2
Coding region: 37-1338 (433 amino acids)
Cellular component (GO): nucleus
Molecular function (GO): protein kinase binding; protein serine/threonine kinase inhibitor activity
Source: RefSeq, a predicted model, not a curated record